Molecule: messenger RNA, 294 nt
Organism: Cooperia oncophora
Lineage: Eukaryota; Metazoa; Nematoda; Chromadorea; Rhabditida; Trichostrongylidae
Source: the annotation of a GenBank genome assembly
AUGGACACGGUCGUAUUCCUAGCGUUGGCUGUUCUAGCAGCCGUUUUUAUAGUGUCACUUCUGGUAUUGCUAGUGAUGUGUCAACGGCGUCGAAUGCAGAUCAGGAGCUUCAAACUAGCGAGUGCCACUGCAGGGUUUUCCAAGCUACGUAAUGAGAAUCUUGAUGGUCACAUAAUGCAGCUCAGUCCUCUUAUUGGUUCUGGAAAGUUACUUCCUUUCGGAACGCAGGAUGAGCUAGUCGGAGCGGUUCCUAUGUCAAGCUUGAUUCCGAUUGGUACAUGGUACAAUAGUUGA